AUGAGACUUUUAUCUGUAUUAGUAUUUUUGAUUUCAGUUAUUUCCAUUGCAAAAGCCGAUUACCAAUAUGCUUUUUGUAAAUUCAAUGAAUUAUCAAUUGGUGGUGUUGAAGGUAUUGCUCAUCUUUUAAGUACUGAUGGAACAACAUUAAAUAUUACAUUUGAUUUUACAACAUCAUAUGCACAAAAUACACAAUUUGCUGCACAAAUUUUAACAUAUGGUUAUAAUCCAUCAUCAAUGACCAAUUUAGGAAGUGUAUUUGAUCCAACCAAUGUAAAGACAGCAGGAUGUCCAAGUGGAACACCACGUGCAGGUGAUAUUGGUAAUAUUCAAGCAAAUGGUGGUAAUGUUGAAGCACAAACAAUUUCAUUAAACAUUCCAAAUAUUAAAGAUGAUGCCAAUUCAAUUAUUGGUCGUUCAAUUGCAAUCUAUGGUGGUAGUUAUGAUUGUUCAGAUCCAAGUAAAUCAGUAAUUGGUGAUAUGAUUAGUUUUUGUACUAUUGGUGUUGGUAAUAUCGAUUAUUCAUCAUUUGAUAAAUCUAAAUUAACAGGUGUCAACACUGCAUCAUCCUAUUCAAAUUUAGAGAAUGCAAUUGGUUUAGCAGUAGUUUACAAUACUACCAUCACCAAAGGUGAUUACAUUGAAGGUAGAGUUUUAUUCAAAGCACUCAAUUCUUCAUUCAUUCAAGUAUCUGCUAAAGUUUCCGGUUUAUCUUAUCAAGCUCAUGGUUUCCAUGUUCAUCAAUUUGGUGAUGUUUCAUCGGAUAAUGGUACUUCAAUUGGUGGUCAUUUCUUAAAGACUGGUCAAGAACAUUCUCUCCCACCAUCUGGAACUAGACAUUAUGGUGAUUUUGGUAAUUUCUGUGCUUUCUCUCAAGAUAUGAUGGAUACUGGUUACUAUUAUUAUGAGACUGAUCAUGUCACUGCCGCUUUAGUCAUUGGUAGAGGUAUGGCCGUUCAUAACUUUACUGAUAAAGGUAAUAGUGAUGUUGGUGGUUCUCGUUGUGGUCAAGGUGUCAUUGCUUUAAUUCAAGAUGCUGAUUACAGUUUAAAUCUUCCAAUGGAUUGGAAAUGGGAUGUCAUUUGUGCAAAUGGUUCAUACUAUGGUGAUAUGUCAACAAGUAUGAACAGUGAAAGUUAUAACGACAAUGAACCAGGUUCAUCAUCAACUGUUAUUCCAUUCUUUGCUUUAAUUAUUUUCUCAAUUAUCUUUGCUUUGCUUUAA
This is a messenger RNA of Dictyostelium discoideum AX4, 1224 nucleotides long. RefSeq names its product superoxide dismutase (gene sodC). The transcript has 2 exons. Gene Ontology annotation, biological process: superoxide metabolic process. NCBI's taxonomy places the organism in Eukaryota, Evosea, Eumycetozoa, Dictyosteliales, Dictyosteliaceae. The record is from RefSeq and is a predicted model, not a curated record. Gene Ontology annotation, cellular component: plasma membrane. Gene Ontology annotation, molecular function: copper ion binding; metal ion binding; superoxide dismutase activity. The coding region runs from base 1 to 1224 and encodes 407 amino acids.